GGCCUCUCUCUGGUGCCCUAUUGUUUUCCAUACAGCAUCUUGUUUACAAGAACCUCAGUCAAAGUGAAUUCCCAGCACUGGAAGUUAUCUUGUCUUUGGUGCAGGACUUGUGUAUGCUUUUUCUUACUGCAAUUUGCAGCACCUCGCUUCAUACUCUUCCGUUUGCAGCAUGUCCUUGAGUCUGUUUUCAUAUGUGAAUGGUGGUAAACUUUAAGGGCUGCCUUGAAGUUGAUAGCUAUACCAGACUGAAUAGCUGAAAUCCACGUUCUCUAGUUUAAUAACUGAAGUUAUCAGCUCCCCUCUCCCAUGAUUUUCUAUUUUGUACAUACAUUGUUUUGUAUAUACUGUAUAUGAUGACUUCGGUGGGCAGUGAACGUAGCCGGGGCACUCGGGACAAAACACAGAUUUCAACCACACAGCCAACACAACCACAGAAACAAGUAGUACAGGCAACAGCAGAACAGAUUCGCCUCGCUCAGAUGAUCUAUGAUAAGAAUGAUGCAGAUUUUGAAGAUAAAGUGAAACAACUUAUGGAAGUGACGGGGAAGAACCAGGAUGAAUGCAUAGUGGCGCUACAUGAUUGUAAUGGGGAUGUGAAUAGAGCAAUCAACAUACUGCUGGAAGGAAGCUCAGACACAACUUCAUGGGAGACUGUAGGGGGAAAGAAGAAAAGCCUUGGAAAAGAGAGUUCAGAAAACAAAGAGAACAGAGAAAAGCGAGGGGACAGAGAAGUGAGCCGUGGACGGGGAAGCUCCAACAGACGGGGAAGAGGAGGCAGCCGUGGCCGAGAAUUUCGAGUAGAAGAGAAUGGAGUGGACAACAGUCAAGGGGAGAGGCCUUCAGACCGUGGGAAGCGUGGUCGUGGGAGAGGGUUUGGACGUGGCAGAGGGCGAGGAGCUGGGAGAUUUUCAGCCCAAGGCAUGGGGACAUUUAACCCUGCAGACUACACGGAGACUUCUGCCACAGAUGGCUUUGGGCCAAAACCAGAAGUUUGGGAGACUGGUCAGAAUGAUGCAGAUGAUGGAACUGAGCCAGCCCAGAGUGGACAUUAUCUUGCUCAGGACCUGCCAAAUAAUUGUGGACUCCAAGGAGCAUGGAAGAAUUCGAUAGAAGAAUGGACGGCAGAAGACUGGAAUGAAGAU
This is a messenger RNA of Trachemys scripta elegans, 1142 nucleotides long. RefSeq names its product ubiquitin-associated protein 2-like. The transcript has 10 exons. Gene Ontology annotation, cellular component: cytoplasm; nucleus. The annotation marks the transcript as partial. The record is from RefSeq and is a predicted model, not a curated record. Lineage: Eukaryota; Metazoa; Chordata; Testudines; Emydidae. Gene Ontology annotation, molecular function: protein binding.